AUGGCUCAAUCAAAGGACAAAGAGGAAAAUCCACUAGACAUCGACGGUAGUAAUUUCAACCCCGAUAUGUAUAUGGAUUGUUUAUUAAAAUGCGCUACGUUAAAACAAGUUAUGGAUAAAGAAGCUGAAGUAGUCACCCAGAGCCAAUUUCUUCAAUCAGAGAUGCAAACAUUGGUAUACGAAAACUACAACAAGUUCAUAUCAGCGACGGAGACAGUGCGUAAAAUGCGCACAGAUUUCAAAAUAAUGCAGGAGGAAAUGAACAAGUUAAGUGAAAACAUGAAUAAAAUAACUUCAUUUAGUACUGAAAUAUCAGAUUCAUUGAGAGAUAGUGGUAACAAUGUAAGCAGGUUAUGUGGAACAAGGCAGCUUUUAGACAAAUUACAAUUUUUGUUUUUGCUGCCAACACAAUUGAAUAAAGCCAUUGUAGACGGAAGAUAUGCUGACGCAGUCCACGACUACUCCCAUGCUCAGAGAGUGCUACAAAAGUAUGGAAAUCAACCUUCCUUUCAAAGCAUUCAGACGGAGUGCUCAGAAAUCAUAUAUGGGCUGAAAAAGACAUUAAGGGAAAGACUACUUAGCCCAGACACCUCAGCGUCAGAGCUGGCACAAUGUGUUAGUUUGUUACGACAGCUACAAGAAACUGAUUCCUCUCUUCAAGAUAUAUUCUUGAGUUGUGCUGAAAGCAGACUUGAUCAGCAUUUACAAAGUUUAAGCGCCAUGGUAGAGAGCAUAGAUAUUUUAGAAUGGGUUGAAAAAUGUAACAGCACAUUACUUGCAGACUUAGGUAUAGUAAUAUCAUGUUAUCACGAAAUGUUUCGAGACAAAGAUAAUACAAACAUACCAGAUUUUGCUGACAAAAUUAUGUUACAAGUAUUUCACUUAUUUGAAGAGGUUGUCAAAAGGCCUGAUAAUAUAGGGACGGACAUUUUAGUUAGAGGGCUGGAUAAAUUCUUUAGGAAGCUACAAGCAAUGACAGAGAUUAUUUCAAGUGACACUAUGAGUAACAAGGCAGUGGAUGUGGUUAUCCAAUGCAUCAAUCACAAGGCAACUAUACAGUAUCUGUCCAUUCAAUCUCAGUUUAAGGACAGUCUUACUAAAGUGAGACAGUCUUUAGCUAGUAAAGGAUCAGAGACAACAGAUUUGAAAGACAUACUGAACUCCUUACAGGUUUACUUAAUGCAGAAAGUCCAGGCUUCAUUAUUAGAUCUUAUGGCAUUCCUACAGAACAAUCUCUCAUUUGGACUUAAACCAUGGUGUGCAAAAGCUGUAGCUGAUACAUGUUGGAAAGUUAUUACUGAGACUAUGGUCAAUCUGUCAGAGAUGGUAAAAAAGAUGGCUUACUUGCAGACAUCAAACAACAUUCCAUUCCAACUGCUCUUGAUAUUGGCAAAAUUGUGUUUAGAAAUGCAGGAGAGUGGUGUUACCACUCUCCACACUCAUUUACUUAAACUCCUUGAAGAGUCUGCUCCUGGACUGACAGUAGAAAAAAGAGAUACUAACAGUAUUAUGGUACAUCUAUCUACUGCGGCCCAAGCGGCUUUAGAUUCAGAAGUAGUAUUUAUUGGGCAGACUGCAGCACAGAUGUUGAGAGUGUCAGUUUUAGCUAGAGAUUGGUUAAGAGCUCCAGAACCACGUGGACCUAGAGCUGUUUGUCGCAGAGUUGUUGAAACUCUAGCAGGUGCAGACAGUGCUGCAUCACAGUUGUUUCCAACAAGUAUGAAGCCUUCAAGUGAUUCUAGUCGCCGUACUAUUUGGUCACGUGCCCCAUCGUCUUUCUCACCCUUGAAUAGAAUAUUUUCUGAAAGGAUCGAAGUAUUCAGUCCUGCAGGGGCCGAUCGGGCUGCUUUGUCUAAUGGAGCGUUAAAAGUGGCACUGAAGGCGCUGGUAGAAUGCGUAAGAUUGCGUACAUUCGGCAAACAUGGCUUGCAGCAGUUACAAGUAGAUGUACAUUUUCUACAGCAAAGAUUGUCUUGUAUGGGCAAUGAUGAAAGGUUACUGAAUGCUCUUCUGGAAGACGCCUUGGCAUCCGCACAGCUAAGGUGUGUUGAUCCACAACUGAUGGAGCCCAGUAUUGUAGAUAUAAUUUGCGAAAGAGGUUAA
This is a messenger RNA of Arctia plantaginis, 2103 nucleotides long. The record is from the annotation of a GenBank genome assembly. Lineage: Eukaryota; Metazoa; Arthropoda; Insecta; Lepidoptera; Erebidae.